GAUAAGAAAAUGUUGGGAGCUUAUAAUGUUCUUCUUCCUUCAAAUCCGACCUUCCCAUCUUCCAUUGUUUUCUCACUGAGGCAAGCUUCUUCUCAACGAUGCCUUCUGCGUAUGUCCAUGGCAGAGAUCGGUCCACUACCCAUAAGCAACGAUAAUGGCUCCAGCAAGUCCUGGGACAAGUUCUAUAGACGCCAUCAGGGAAAGUUCUUCAAGGAUCGGCAUUACUUGGAGAAGGAUUGGGGACGAUACUUCUCCGAUGAAUCUCUAACUUCCUCAAAAGGCAAGAUCGUUCUAGAGGUUGGAUGUGGAGCAGGAAACACCAUCUUUCCCAUAUUGGGUAGUCACCCAAAUCUCUUUAUACAUGCCUGCGACUUCUCAUCAGAGGCAAUCGCACUUGUUAAGUCGCGUGCAGGCUUCAAUUUAGAAAGUGUGAAUGCAUUCACUUGUGAUGUUGCAAAAGAUGACCUUAGUGAUACAAUUAUGCCUUCUUCUGUUGAUAUUGUUACAUUGAUCUUUAUGCUGUCUUCUGUUUGUCCGGCCAAGAUGCCCUUGGUACUUCAGAAUAUCAAGAAAGUGCUGAAACCAAAUGGUUAUGUUCUUUUGCGUGAUUAUGCAACUGGAGACUAUGCUCAAGAAGAGUUGCAAAAGAGAAAUCAGAUGAUUACUGAGAGUUUCUAUGUCAGAGGAGAUGGUACUUUCUCGUUUUACUUCUCUGAAGAUUAUUUAUCGAGUUUGUUCAUUGAUGCUGGCUUCAAUGUCGUGGAAAUGGAUAUAUACACCAGAGAAGUGGAGAAUCGAUCCAAGAACGUAACAAUGAGGAGGCAAUGGAUACGUGGUAUUUUCUGCCUCUGAUAGUGACAUUUUUGCAAAAUUAUGUACUGAAUUAUUUAUUAGCUUAAUUGUGAUCCUAAAUUUAAAUUAUUGUUUAGUAUAUAAAUGUAGUGGGAUUUUAGACUGAA
Impatiens glandulifera is the source of this 959-nucleotide messenger RNA. RefSeq lists its product as uncharacterized. The record is from RefSeq and is a predicted model, not a curated record. NCBI's taxonomy places the organism in Eukaryota, Viridiplantae, Streptophyta, Magnoliopsida, Ericales, Balsaminaceae. The transcript is spliced from 9 exons. Bases 10 to 852 code for a protein of 280 amino acids.